Messenger RNA from Alosa alosa (allis shad), 9018 nucleotides. RefSeq names its product kinesin family member 26Aa (gene kif26aa). The record is from RefSeq and is a predicted model, not a curated record. Bases 382 to 6354 code for a protein of 1990 amino acids. Gene Ontology annotation, biological process: microtubule-based movement. NCBI's taxonomy places the organism in Eukaryota, Metazoa, Chordata, Actinopteri, Clupeiformes, Clupeidae. The transcript is spliced from 16 exons. Gene Ontology annotation, molecular function: microtubule motor activity; ATP binding; microtubule binding.
UGCAUUGUCCAUUUUACACAUGGUUGCUGUAUCAGCUCGACUGUGUUGGACGGGCAGACUAGUGCAUAAUUGAAAAGGCGUCGCGAACGCGCAGUUCACGGCAACGAGACGGAUAAAUGGAAAGCGGUAGAGGGAGGGCUCAGGAGUUGAUGAGGUUCCUUUGCCGGGGUCUUGGAAUGGUAUCAGAUUUGAAAGUGACUCAGGAAAUCACAGAAGGGUUCCGAAUUACGCUUGGCUCCAAAAUAGCCGGAUGGAAUUUAAGGCUUACUGUCAGGACCACACCACUGCAGAAGUUCUUGGGAGGCAUAUGUCGUCUUUGAGGAUAACUGAGUUAGGAUAUGAGAAGAUAAUCUGACAGUAUACCACGGAUUACAUACUCAUAUGGCUGCACCAGGGGCUAAAGGGGAUGAGACCACAGACCUCAUAUCUGUGGAACUGAGCCUGAGCGCUCUUCAUUUGGACACAGAUGCAAUAUUUGGACAUACGAGCCAUUUACAGAGACGAAAAGCUAAGGUUGUUGAGGGCUAUUCAAGCAGAGAGGUCCCAUUCUCCUCGGGUCUCAACCCUAGGAAGAGGCUUCACUCAGCGGAGGAAGUCAAAUGCGGCAGCCGGCCAAACCCAGAGGGCGCGGGCUCCGUGUCCGUAACAGAGAUAAGUCAGUCGGAGAGAAAAGACGACGGAGACACCCUUUGCCAGCGAUGUCAGAUCAUCGCGUCCGAACUGAACAGGCAGGCGUUCACUUUGGCGGACCCUGGAUCACUGAAGGAUCCCAGCUUUGCGGCGUUCCUGCUUGACAAGCUCCAGGCGUUGGAAUGGCCGCCCCGAGGGAGGCAUGCUGGGAGCUCUUGUGAGGUGUGUGGCACCCCCCUGCACUAUCUGAGACGCCUCGCCCUGCAGAAGGCCCUCGAGCUGGCCAGAGAUAUGCCCGACCCGCAGCCAGGACCCUUCUCUGGGUUCCCACCCCGGCCAGCCGCACAGAGCGUCGUGACGUUACCCUCAGCGCACCAGACAUCACAAGAUUGGUCAAUCCAGAGUUCCCAUGCCAGGUCAUCGGCCAAGCCCUAUGGAGCGUCAGCGUCAGGGGACAAGCAGAGAGAUCAAGGGUGGGCACCUAGUGGGGCGUCAGGAGGUCCUCCGCCCCCCUGUCUGGCCAAAGUCACCCCUCUGCCUGUCCACGCCCAGCACUACCUGGAGGGGGUUUGGAGCGUCCACAGGGUCAGUCGGUCAUCACACCACCACUAUGCUCAGGUGGCUGCUGAUGCAGACAGAGAGAGUGUGUGGUCCGACAGUCUCAGCUCUGGCAUGGUCAGCCCUCUGACCUCCGUCUCCUCCCCGACCAGCCAGGCGCAGUCCUCUGCCUCGUCCACCACCUCCGGGAGCGCAGCGGCCUCUUUCUUCAUCAGGGCCGCUCAGAAGCUGAACCUCUCCAAGCGGAAGAAGCCCCAGCCGCCGCCCCCCUCGCCGCCCGACCCCAACGAGCCCGCCUUCUACACCGAGGGCUUCAGCGCCACCCUGCAGCUCUCGCCGCCCCCCGUGCCGCCAUGCCUCCUCAGGGCAGGGUCAAAGGUCAAGGACACCCCUGGGGUGGGAAAGGUCAAAGUGAUGGUGCGGAUAUGUCCCGUGCCAGGUUCUCCUGAGUCCAUGUCCUUCCUGAAGGUGGACGGCCACAAGAAACAGCUGACUCUACUGGAGCCUUCGCCCAACGCCCCCUCAACGUCCUCCGCCACUGCCCAGAGGCGCUCGGCCACCGCUCCAAAGAUGUUUGCCUUCGAUGCCAUUUUCACCCAGGAUGCCUCCCAAGCGGAGGUUUGCUCAGGGACUGUUGCAGAGGUCAUCCAGUCAGUGGUCAAUGGAGCAGACGGCUGCAUCUUCUGUUUCGGCCACACAAACCUCGGCAAGACGUUCACCAUGAUUGGGCAGGACAGCUCGACCCAGAGCCUGGGUGUGGCACCGUGUGCAAUCUCCUGGCUCUUUAAGCUGAUCGAGGAGCGUCGGGAGAAGGCUGGCGCCCGCUUCUCCGUCCGCGUGUCCGCCGUGGAGAUCUGCGGCCGAGACGAGGCCCUCACCGACCUGCUGGCCGACCUCACGUCAGGCAGCGCGCAGGACAGCCAAUCCCCGGGUGUCUUCCUGCGUGAGGACCCCGUCUCUGGAUCUCAGCUCCAGAAUCAGAGUGAGUUGAGAGCGUCCACGGCGGAGAGGGCGGCCUUCUACCUGGACACGGCCCUGGCGGCUCGGAGCACCAGUCGGCCCGACUGUGAGGAGGAGGAGCGCAGGAACUCCCACAUGCUCUUCACCCUGCACGUCUACCAGUACCGCAUGGAGAAGAGUGCCAAAGGAGGAAUGUCAGGUGGUCGGAGUCGCCUUCACCUCCUCGACCUGGGCAGCUGUGAGUCCGACCUCAGCCAGACCCGCGACGGAGGAAGGGGACAGUGCCUGUCCCUGGGUGCCCUGGGCAAUGUCAUCCUUGCCUUGGCAAAUGGAGCCAAGCACGUACCGUACAGGGACAGCAAGCUCACCAUGCUGCUGAGGGAGUCCCUGGGCAACAUCAACUGCAGAACCACCAUGAUUGCCCACAUCUCAGACUCGCCAGCCAAGUUUGCCGAGACGCUCACCACCGUUCAGCUAGCCUCGCGUAUACACCGCAUGAGGAAGAAGAAAUCUAAGUAUGCAUCUAGCUCUUCUGGUGGGGAGAGUUCUUGUGAAGAAGGGCGGAUCCGUCGGCCAGCGCAUCUCCGGCCAUUCCACCCCAGGACUGUGGCCCUUGACCCAGACAUGCCCUCAAUGCUCUCCAGUGACCCGGACUACUCAUCGAGCAGUGAGCACUCCUGCGACACGGUCAUCUACGUCGGGCCUGGCGGAGCCCAAAUCUCUGACCGAGAGCUUAGUGACAAUGAGGGCCCACCCGCCUUCGUACCCAUCAUUCCCUCUUUAAAUAAGAAGCGUGCAAAGGACGGUCCCUUAAGAGAUGGGGAUCAUUUGAAGUGCAACACAUUUGCAGAAUUGCAGGAACGUCUCGAAUGCAUUGAUGGCAGCGAAGGGCCGUCCACUUUCACAGGAGAGGGCAAGGGAUCACAGGUAAUCCCUAAGGUAACCCCCCUAAAUAGUGGGGUUGGCAAAGCAUUGGAGGAGACAGCAUUUUCUGCCAGGACUGCUAAGAACUCUUUCCAAAAGCCUUCCCACACCAUAGGGUCUACCCACCCUGCUCCCCUCAAUCCUGAAAAGGAACAUUCCAGAGCUCCCUCAGACAGGGUCACUUCUGAACCUAGCAAAUGUGCAACAACAGAUUCAGAACCCGUAGUCCGAGAGAAGGUCUACCUCAACAAAGGACCUUUGCCAAAACCCAACAGCUCCCCCUCCCAAACCAGGUCCUCCAGGACAGCAGGUAGCGCUAGCAGUGGCCCUGCUGCACGGACACCUCCCGUGGGGAUGAGCCAGCAGGCUCUGAGACAGGGUGAGCAAGGGGGAUCUCCUGUUAUGGAAAGAGCACACCACAUGAGCAGAAGUCCCCUGGAGGUAAGCCAUCUCAGAGCAGCCCUCAGGGGCAGGUGUUUAGAGCGGGAUGUGCUAAGAACCACACUCACCCUUCAGCAACCUGUGGAGUUGAAUGGGGAGGAUGAACUGGUGUUCACAGUGGUGGAAGACCUUCCCCCUGGUCUUAUCCCAGAUAAUGGUAGACCAUCCAGUAUAAUCAGCUUUAACAGUGAUUGCUCCCUACAGGCUUUGGCAUCGGGAUCACGGCCUGUUAGCAUAAUUAGCAGCAUUAACGAUGAGUUUGAUGCCUACACUUCCCAAGUGGAGGCCUCCCAGGCAACCUUGGAGGCUGUCAGGCAAUCGCAGGAAGACUUGUACACUUUCCACGGAGGUGGACAAUCCUCGAUUGGCUCUUGGCCUAGUGAGAUGAGUGUGUGCACGCUUGACAGUGAGGCAGUCCAUUCGUCCAAAGGUCACAUGUCGAAAGGUAGGAAUGUGAGAGCAGAUAGCACAUCCUCUAUCUUGGAUUCACCUGGUGCGUUAUGCAUGGACCCCUUUUCUCAGAAAGGGGCCAAGAGUUCCUUGGGAGAUAGUGGUAUUUUCUUUUCAGAAGUUGACAGUGAGACUGCUAGUCCCUGCAGAGCAUCCCUGAACAAGUGCCCAGCCUCUCCUGAUACUACCAAAGCAUUCCUAAAAGGCCCUAAAUCAGCCAGAGCUAACACUCUGAACACCUCACAGUCCCCACAGUCCCACCAUGGCUCUCACUCCUCGCUACCCAGGAAAACCAAACCUACCUCGUCUGUUGCUCCAGGCCCUAGCUGCAGCCGUGAACUGCAGAGGCAAGACAGCAGAUUGGAAGAGACAUGGCUUCGCGGUGCCAGUGGACCCUCAGAUCCUAAGCCCACAGACUCUGUAUCUUUUGUUAAGUCACCAAGAAAUGCCCUGAGUAGCAUUCCGACCAGAAAACCCAAUGGAAACAGCAACAGUGUUCCCCGCCCACCCAAGGCACAAGUUUCCUCCUCUACCCAAAGGGUGGUGGAUGGCUGUGAAAGAUCUAGCAGCAAGAAAACCGACACCUUGAGUAGGAUGCCACAGCUUAGACGGGGAGCCACCACUCUUGGGACUGUGUCUGUGCCUCAUACUUCAUCUGAAUCUAAAUGGGGCCAGGAAGGGUUGCAGGGGACCAGCAGCUUAAGAUUCUCCUCUUUAGGUAAAAGAGGAAAUGGACAAAAGGCUAGUGGCCUGCCGAAGUCUGAAAGCAUUUCCCCUCCUGCCCCACCCCUUCGGAAGUCUAGCCUAGACCAGAGGACGAGGAUUGUUUUGUCUCCAAGUGCCUUGAGGUCAGGUAGCGAUGCAGCCAAAUCCUCACUUCCCAAAACCUCAGCCUCAGAGGAGGACUUUGAUUCUGCUAGCUUCAAAACAUCCAGUUUGAGGACGGCCUCCAGUCUGAAGGCACGAGGGGGCAAAGGUGAUAAUGGGAGGUACUUUGGCAGCCUGGUGUCCUUGGAACGAUGUGACAGUCUCACUUCAGUGGGAUCCAGACCAGGACUGUCAAGAGAGAACAGUGGUGCUAGCUUAGGAAGCACUGGAAAAUCAAGUAGGAUGGUUCCUCGUCUUGGGAUACCCACUUCAUCCUCAACUCCUACUGCAAUCUCUCCACCAUCCUCUGCCACAAGUGGAAGCAGACUUGGACAUAUCAAAGCCAGUAUCAGCUCUCGAGCUAUUGGUCCCAGUGGCACCAAAGCAAAGGUGCUGUCUGCGAGUGGCUCAAAGGCACUUAGUUCCUCCACCAAAUCUCUUACGACUUCAGCUGCACGUAAUGCCAGCCUGCCUCCAUCAGGAAAGACUCCGACUCGUUCAGUGCCGGGUGCUACUGCAAAGCCAGGCAGAGGCACCAUUAUGGGCACAAAGCAAGCUCUACGUGCCGCGAACAGCCGAGUCAGCGAGCUAGCCUCUGGUAGUCCCAAGAAACACUUAAAGGGCUCCGGAGACUCGGCAGAUGGGAGCGAUGGUGCUACAAAUCCCAGCGAGACACCCACCCCUGCCUCUCUGCCUUCACCCUACAGCAAGAUAACAGCCCCGCGGCGACCCCAGCGAUACAGUAGUGGGCAUGGAAGUGACAACAGUAGCGUCCUUAGCGGAGAACUUCCACCCGCCAUGGGCCGCACUGCCCUGUUCUACCACAGCGGUGGCAGCAGUGGGUAUGAGAGCAUGAUCCGGGACAGCGAGACGACGGGCAGCGCCUCCUCUGCACACGACUCCAUGAGCGAGAGCGGGGUCUCAACAUCGAGUCGAGCAAAGGCUUCUAAGUCGCCCAAGAAAAGAUCAAACGGCCUCCAGAGGCGAAGGCUGAUCCCUGCCCCUCUGCCGGACACAUCCUCCCUGAGCCGCAAACCCGGGGCAGCGGGCCAGUGGGUGGAUUUGCCCCCCUUGGGUGGCACCCUGAAGGAGCCCUUUGAGAUUAAAGUGUACGAGAUUGAUGAUGUGGAGAGGCUCCAGAAACGCAAAGAGGGGAUGGGUGCUGAGCCAUUUCAGGAUGUUGAAAAGGGACUGCAGUACUUCAACGCGCGGCUCAGGAUGCUGGAGAAGCGUCAGCAGCAGAUCCGGGAGCUCAGGGCCAAGCACGAGAGACUGAAGAGGGAGCUGGAGGACGCCAAGACUCGGCUGAUGCUUGACCCCGGCAAGUGGAUGGGAGAAUUCGACGUGGAUCCAGACCUCGACAUGGACUCCCAGGACUACCUGGAGGCCCUGGUCCAGGCCACAGGGGAGCUGGAGUUCUGCGUGAACCUCUGCAAGUCUCGGGUCAUGAUGGAGACGUGCUUCGACAUUGUGGUGAGCACCACCACAGGGGCACAAGGUGGACACCAGGAAGUGGAAGUUUGAGCAGGAGCAAGUGAAAGAAAGAAAGAAAGAAAGAAAGAAAAAUAAGAGGAGGAGGAGAAAAAGAAGAAAAAGAAGAUGAUUCAGAGAACAGUGGACAAACAGAGAUGUGUCAGAGCGAGACAGCAAAGGAUUUGGGAGAUAGAGACAGCAAGAGUGGAAGCAGAAUGAUUUGGUCAGAGCUUGAACGAGCCUGAAAGUGAGACUAGCUAUAGCCCGGGGCCAAGGAGUGGACUGAGAAUAAUGAAUCAUGACCGACCUAGGUUCAGUUCCCUUGAAUCACCUGUGCGGACGGAAAAGACAGAUGUUAAAUGUGAGUCAUCGUUGUCUCCAUCAUCGUCAUUGUGUUUUUCACCAACAAGUGCCUUGAUCAUUAACAAUCCUGAGGGAUUAUCUUUCUUUCUGAUUUGGUGCUAGUUUUGAAACCAGCUUACCUGAGCAAACCCUUAUGUAUUCCAUUUUUUGAGAAAGUCACAUAAAAGUAUUUUAUAUUGUAUUGUAAUCUAUGGUGUAUUUAUACAUGAUUUUAGUUAAGAAAAACAACAUAAAUCAAGGGGCAGUAAUAUAAUAUGCAUACUGUAUAUGUGUAUGUAUCAAUAUGUAUAUUAUUGCAUUCCCUUGAGGCCUUUUUGUUAUUUUCCAUCACAGUCCCUCUCAUUACUGUGCUGGUGGUCGCUUUGAUGUUGCGCUCGGAAAAGUUUUCUCUCUCUGUUUGGUAUGCGUCUCGCCCCUGCGAUUUAAUCGCUGGCCGUUAGCCACUCUCGCUGCCCGCUCCGCUGGUCCUGAUAGCGGCCCUGAGUGAGUGUGCUGUUUCCGGGAUGGAAUGGCGGAGCUCUGCUGAGAGCGCGUCAUCUGUCUCUCUUAGUUAUACUCAUCCUUCAGGGCCUGCCGUCUCUCCCACUCUUGCCAUGUCUGAGAGUGUGUGUGUGUGUGUGUGUGUGUGUGUGUGUGUGUGUGUGUGUGUAUGGACCCUGCAGACCAGCCCAGCCGUGAGAUCUUUUGAGUGGCACAGCCGGAUGCGUCCCAUAAAUCAUAGGCUUUCAGACUCUGUGCCGGGCACCUGACACACAAGGGUGGCAUUGAGCUCCCAGUGCAAACAUGAUACUGCAGAGUCUACCUGCCCCUGGGCUUGCAUUUGGGCUGCUGGGUUAUUGAUCCAACCAGCGAGACUGUGGACAAAACAAUAGGGCAUCAUCUUCAGCGGAGCGGCAACCUGAGUCGGGAGACCAAAAAAAUCCUCAGCUCUGUUGGACUAUCACAGUGAUCUGAUUAAUUGGAAUUGGCUCCAAAUCGCUCACUGUUAGUAGGACACACACACUGGAAAAUAAAAUGAGGAAGCAGUGGGAUAUAAACAUUCCCUUUCAAGUGAGUGGGUUUCAAACCGUGUGUGUAAUCAAACCGAUACACACAGCGGGCACUGGGCUCAAAACUCUUAUCCCCGUGUCCACCGUACUGUAAGCCUAUCAGCAGUAGAGGAAACUCACAAAGAGUUAAUGCCAACAUUCUCUUCCCUAUGAAUCAGCUUCCUCCAAUUAACGGUGCUUCUCACCAGUGCCCUUGUGCUUUUUUAGCCAUAUAAGGUCACCUUAAGAGCUCAAUUAAAGGUUUUUAAAGAGGUCCACCAACAUGGGAACAAUUAAACAUCUGAGGUCAAACUGAUGAGUAAGUAAUUUUGAUUAUAACCUUGGAUGUCAGCAUGUUUAAGUAAUUACCUCAAUAUGAUGCAUUGACUUCAACGCUGUAUGAGUUUCAUGGUGGCACAGCCUCUCAUGUAAAUGCUGUCCAUGUUAUUGAAUGACAGUAAACAUGGCAAGUCAUUCAUGACUAAUCAUUUGUGAUUUGUGUGCACAUCACUGACCACACAUCUAUCCAAUAGCAUAGUUUGUUUUAUGUGAACGGGUCAAGUAACACAGUUAUGGUGCAGCAAUGCAAAAUUGUCCAAACGACGGAACUGGUUGUUAGAGUUCAUUUGAGCAUUUCUCCGGACAUGACAUGCGUGUAGUAUUCCAUUGUAGUGUAAUGACAGAGCCAAAGGGGGCAGUUGAACUGAGAUGUUAACGUUUGAGAAAUCUGUUACUCUUUGGGCAUUGUAAGUGUGAGCAACCUGUUACUGAUGUUAAGUACAUCACUUUAUGAACUGAAAACUAUGCUGUUUCUGUGCAGACUGUGGUCUUUUAUCUCUCUCUCUCUGUUUGAAUGCAUUCUGCCCACACCUGUUAAUGAGUCUCCGUUUUUGGUGUUGCCGUGCAAUUUGAUCUUUCGAAGAUGAAAACAGAAAAUGAGUAUGUGUGUUAAAUUGCUCCCAUUUCAAAAUCAUAACCUUUAAAAACUAUGUAUUUUUUUAACAGAAUGAAUCCUCUUUUCAACAAAGACAAAUCUCUCAGGCUCAUUUUGUAGUUGCUGCAUGAAAUAUUUAUUAAUCUUUUUGUAAUAUUUAUUUUUAUUUUAUUUUACUGUCUUUUUCAAACCUUAGUCUGUUUUUUUCUUUUAUCAAUAAGUUAUAUAAAAUACUUUUUGCCAAACAUAUUGAGAGAGAGACUUUUAACAUGUAACAUGUUUUUUUGGCUUUGUAUUGUACAGUUUUAUAAUCCUUUCUAACAAAAUGUACAGUAUUCAGUUUGCAUCUAUUCAUAAUUGUGAAUAAAGGUUACCUUUUCCUCUUUGUAA